ACGGUUAUUAUAUCCACAGUAACAAUGUAUGCAUACUCUCUACUUAUAUUUAUAACAGUUAUAGUUUCAGCUUAUGGGACAAUACCAUUUAAAUGGCGAGAUUGUAGUAUAGAUAAGUCUGCACAGGCCAUCCAGGUGACGUCAAUUACUGCCGGUCCAGUUCCACUUGUUGCUCCAGGACCUCUCCAUCUAACAUUUUCUGGCAAAGUCUUAAAACCAAUACCAAUCUUUAUGAUAGAAUUUGAUAUGAAGAGACAUGGGUUUCUUGGAACUAGAAUAACCGUCCCUUGUGUUAAUGGUGUAGGAAGCUGUGUCUUUGAUGGAUGUUCAUUUGUUGAUAGUUUAUUAAACUCUACAAGAACUAGUGCACAAAGUGUAGCACAGCAGGCUUUGAAAAUGAUAGAAUCUGUCAACGCAACACUAAAAUGUCCAAUACCAGUUGAGAAUAUAAAUGUACAAGACUACACGAUAAAUGUUCCAGAUCUCGGUCCAAUUGCACAUGUUAUUGGAGACGGUGAUUACACAGUUAUAGUGAGAACUAAAGUUCCAGGAACAGGUGCACUCCUUGGCUGUUUGUCAUUGGAUGUAUCGCUUGGAAAACAGUGCACAGGAUUGUUUUGUGGUAUUGGAAGGAAACGAAAAUAAAACAAUAAACCUUGACUUUCACUUUUAACACAAAACUGUUCUUAUUACAUAAAA
Messenger RNA from Mytilus californianus (California mussel), 699 nucleotides. RefSeq names its product ganglioside GM2 activator-like. The coding region runs from base 25 to 645 and encodes 206 amino acids. The record is from RefSeq and is a predicted model, not a curated record. Gene Ontology annotation, cellular component: cytoplasmic side of plasma membrane. The transcript has 4 exons. NCBI's taxonomy places the organism in Eukaryota, Metazoa, Mollusca, Bivalvia, Mytilida, Mytilidae. Gene Ontology annotation, biological process: lipid transport; ganglioside catabolic process. Gene Ontology annotation, molecular function: enzyme activator activity; lipid carrier activity.